Messenger RNA from Bursaphelenchus xylophilus (pine wood nematode), 4477 nucleotides. NCBI's taxonomy places the organism in Eukaryota, Metazoa, Nematoda, Chromadorea, Rhabditida, Aphelenchoididae. The record is from the annotation of a GenBank genome assembly.
AUGGGUGAGGAAAGUAAGUCUUUUACGGAUGUUGUCUUUGAAACGGAUUUGAACUUUGAUUCUCCAUUUUUAGCGACUGCACUUUGCAAAAUUUGGAUUGGGAGAAUUGCACAGUGCAAAAUCAAAAUCUGAAGUUUGCACGGUGCGAAAUCAAAAUCUGAAAAUUCGCACGGUGCAAAAUUUAGAUUGGUAAAAGUGCACAGUGCAAAGUAAAAUCUGAAAUUCGCACAGUGCAAAAUUUAGAUUGGGAGAAUUGCACAGUGCAAAAAUCAAAAUAUAAAAUUUGCACUGUGCAAAACCAAAAUCUGAAAUUCGCACCGUGCGAAAUUUGGAUUGGAAAAAUUGCACUGUGCAAAAUCAAAGUCUGAAGUUUUCACGGUGCAAAAUUUGGAUUGAAAACGUGCACAGUGCGAAAUUUGGAUUAGAAAUUUCACUGCAAAAAAUCAAAAUCUGAAAAUUCGCACGGUGCAAAAUUUAGAUUGGAAAAAGUGCACAGUCCAAAGUAAAAUCUGAAAUUCGCACAGUGCAAAAUUUAGAAUGGGAGAAUUGCACAGUGCAAAAAUCAAAAUAUAAAAUUUGCACCGUGCAAAAUUUAGAUUGAAAAAUUUGCACAGUGCAAAUACGAGAUCAAAACAAUGCAAACUUAUAAACUAAAAGCUUACAUUGUGCGAUUUUAUCAAAAAAAAUUCAUGAUAAAAAAAAAAUUAAAAAUCAAUUUUCUUUCAUGCGCUCUAUUUUUUCAGUUUUCACCCCUCCACAUGCCGUUGAAUGCCUUGAGGGCAAACUGUUUUUGGAGAGAUUUGUCACCAAUGAACCUGUUCAACAAUCCGAGAAUUUGCAACAAUUAACCCUCAGUGCCUCCAUCCCCAAUGAUUUCCGCGGCCUCACAAUCAAAGGGUACUAUCAGGAAUGUGUGAAGAAUUUAAUUUCGGCCGCUCCCAAUCUCAAGUUGGUCAAAAUUUUGGGUGGAGUGCAAUAUGCGCCAAAAAAUCCGGUGAGUUUUGAUUUUUAUGGCAAAAUUAUCAUCAAUAGAAAAAAAAUCUUUUUUUGAAAAUUUUUUUUUUUGAUUUUGAUGAGAUUUUAAAAAAAUUUUGGAUUUGGGGAGGAUAGGUUACCCCGAGAAUAGGUUACCCACCGGAUAGGUUACCCCAAAAAACACAUAACUCGGAGGAUAGGUUACCUCACCGGAUAGGUUACCCCACCGGAUAGGUUACUCCACGGAUAGGUUACCCCUUACCAAAAAAAGAAAAAAUUUUUUUUUGAAAUGUUUUCGCUUCGGGAGUUUAAAAAGAAGGAUUUUUUGUGAAAAUUGAAAAAAAAUUUUAAAUGUUUUCGCUUCGGGAGUUUAAUAAGAAGGAUUUUUUGUGGAAAUUGAAUAAAAUUUGAAAUGUUUUCGCUUCGGGACUUGGAAAAAAAGGAUUUUUCAUGGAAUUUGGAUAAAAUUUGAAAUGUUUUCGCUUCGGGACUUGGAAAAAAAGGUUUUUUUGUGAAAUUUGAAUAAAAUUUGAAAUUUUUUCGAGCUGACUGAGUAUGAACUGACUGAAUAUGAAAACCGGGUUUCUGUUACUUUACUACCUUUAGGGAUUCUUUUUGAAAUUUGUUCGACUUAUAACACUUUUAGACGUUAAUGGUGUUGUUUUGGUGCCUAGUACUGCUUAAAAAACACAUUUUUAACACUUGGUACUAAAUAGUACUACCUGGUACUAUUUAGUACGAGGUGCAAAUUUGGCCGUAAGGCGGUAAUGGCGUUGGUUUGGUGCUUAGCAGAACCCAAAAACACGUUUUCACACUUGGUACUAUAUAGUACCAACUGGUACUGUUUUGUGAGAAGUGAAAAUUUGGCCGUAAUGGUGAUGGUUUGGUGCUUAGUAGAGCCUAAAAACACGUGGUACUAUAUAGUACCAGGUGGUACCAUUGGUUUUAGACAAAAUUUUAGUGCUGGCGGCACCACAGUUAAUAUUCAGUCAGACACCCUUUUUCUACUCCCGAAGCGAAAACAUUUCAAAAUUUUUUCAAAUUUCACAAAAAACCCUUUUUUUCCAACUCCCGAAGCGAAAACAUUUCAAAAUUUUUUCAAAUUUCACAAAAAAUCCUUUUUUCCAAGUCCCGAAGCGAAAACAUUUCAAAAAAAAAUUUUUUUUUCAGGUAACCUAUCCUCGGGGUAACCUAUCCUCCGAGGUAACCUAUCCGUGGGGUAACCUAUCCUCCGAGGUUACCUAUCCGAAAGUUGGGGUAACCUAUCCGGUGGGGUAACCUAUCCGCUGGGGUAACCUAUUUGUUAGGGGUAACCUAUCCUCCGAGAACGAAAAUUUUGGAUUUGGGGAGGAUAGGUUACCCCGAGAAUAGGUUACCCACCGGAUAGGUUACCCCAAAAAACACAUAACUCGGAGGAUAGGUUACCCCACCGGAUAGGUUACCCCACGGAUAGGUUACCCCACCGGAUAGGUUACUCCACGGAUAGGCUACCCCUUACCAAAAAAAGAAAAAUUUUUUUUUUGAAAUGUUUUCGCUUCGGGAGUUGAAAAAAAGGAUUUUUUGUGAAAAUUGAAUAAAAUUUGAAUUGUCUUCGCUUCGGGACUUGGAAAAAAAGGAUUUUUUGCGAAAUUUGGAUAAAAUUUGAAAUGUUUUCGCUUCGGGACUUGGAAAAAAAGGAUUUUUUGUGAAAUUUGAAUAAAAUUUGAAAUGUUUUCGCUUCGGGAGUUGAAAAAAAGGAUUCUUUGUGAAAUUUGAAUAAAAUUUGAAAUGUUUUCGCUUCGGGACUUUUAACAAAAGGAUUUUUUGUGAAAAUUGAAAAAAAUUUGAAAGGUUUUCGAGCUGACUGAGUAUGAACUGACUGAAUAUGAAAACUGGGUUUCUGUUACCUUACUUCCUUUAGGGAUUCUUUUUGAAAAUUUUUCGACUUAUAACACUUUUAGACGUUAAUGGUGUUGUUUUGGUGCCUAGUACUGCUUAAAAAACACAUUUAUAACACUUGGUACCAAAUAGUACUACCUGGUACUAUUUAGUACGAGGUGCAAAUUUGGCCGUAAGGCGGUAAUGGCGUUGGUUUGGUGCUUAGUAGAACCCAAAAACACGUUUUAACACUUGGUACUAUAUAGUACCAACUGGUACUGUUUUGUGAGAAGUGAAAAUUUGGCCGUAAUGGUGAUGGUUUGGUGCUUAGUAGAGCCCAAAAACACGUGGUACUAUAUAGUACCAGGUGGUACCAUUGGUUUUAGACAAAAUUUUAGUGCUGCCGGCACCACAGUUAAUAUUCAGUCAGACACCCUUUUUUCUACUUCCGAUGCGAAAACAUUUCAAAAUUUUGUUGAAUUUUCCAAAAAAUCUUUUUUUCCCAGUCCCGAAGCGAAAACACUUCAAAUUUUUUUCAAAUUUCACAAAAAAUCCUUUUUUUUCCAACUCCCGAAGCGAAAACAUUUGAAAAUUUUUUCAAAUUUCACAAAAAGUCCUUUUUUCCAAGUCCCGAAGCGAAAACAUUUCAAAAAAAAAUUUUUUUUCAGGUAACCUAUCCUCGGUGUAACCUAUCCUCCGAGGUAACCUAUCCGUGGGGUAACCUAUCCUCCGAGGUUACUUAUCCGAAACUUGGGGUAACCUAUCCGGUGGGGUAACCUAUCCGCUGGGGUAACCUAUUUGUUAGGGGUAACCUAUCCUCCGAGAACGAAAAUUUUGUACCAACAAUUUUCAAAAUUUCGUUUUUUUUUUUUUUUUUUUUUUUUUUUUUCAUUUGAGUGAUGAAAAAUAGGCAAACUUUUUCCUUAUGGAAUGCGAUAUUUCUACAAAAAAUCAAUUUUUACCCUAAACAUUCGAGGAGAUAUACCCAAAAAAACAAUUUUUUCUCUAGCCGUCUCUCCUCAUUUUGCAUUGUCUCUCACAGAAAUUUGCUUUGAUUUUUGACAAAUGCCUCUAAUUUCAGUCCACAUCCGACCUAAAAAAUGAGUUCAUAUUUGUCAAGGAGACGAUUCAAGGUGUCAUUUCGGCCUUCAACGAGCACAAGAUUACUUUGUUUGGCAGCUCCGUACUUGAUGUCCAUUUGUUGGUGUCCAAGGAGGUGAGAAAAAAAAUUUUAUUUGUUUUUUUACAAUUUCAAGCGGUCAGUUUGCUUAAAAUUUUAAAAAAACACAAAAUAUAAAUUUUGAAAUCGAUUUUAUAAUUUUCAAAUUAUCGUGGCGGGACCUAAAAUUGAAAUUUUGGUUUUCGUAAAAUCCCCUUUUUAUGACUCUGAAAUGAAGUCUCAUGGAAGAUAACAACACCUUACAACUUUUUUUUAUUUCAGCUAGCCAAAGAAGCCAGCUUUCCGGAUUCGGCCGAAGCCUUAUUUUCGGCCGAAAACACAAAAGAGAAAUCGGAAGAGAGCCUCAUAUCUACGAUCGAUCUGCAAGACGGAGCCAGUUUCACCGUCGAAUUGACCAUCGUCGACGUGGCGUUCUUCCCCACCGAGAAUCUGCGCACUCCAUUUUAUAUUCCAGAGGAUUAUUGA